AACAACCUAUCUGCACAGAGGGGCUCAGACUCCUUCCCUCUGACUUUUGCUUUCGUGGAUCAGCUUAUUAAUUUCUUAACUUUUCUUUAUCCCAAAAUUUACCAAAAUGAGUAGGAGCCAAUCAUUUGGUAGUAAGUCUGUGUCAGGCAGCAGGAGCUUCACAGCUUCAUCACUUGGAGGAGUGGGAGGAGGUGGUGGUGGCGGUGGAGUAAGAACCAGCCUCAGUUCAGUUUCUGUGUCUAGAGGAGGAGGAGGAGGAGGUGGUGGUGGUGGUGGUGGUGGUGGUGGUGGUGGUGUUGGUGUUGGUUUUGGUUUUGGACGUUCUGGUGGCUUUGGGUCUAGAAGCUGUUAUUCACUUGGGGGAAAUAAGAGAAUAUCUAUUAGUACUAGCUCCCGUUUAGGUAGUGGCUAUGCCUUUGGUGGUGGAGCAGGUGGAGGUGGUUUAGGUGGAGGCUUUGGUGGAGGAGCUGGAGGAGGAGGAGGAGGAGGUGGAUUUGGUGGAAUAGGAGGUGGAUUUGGUGGUGGGGGAUAUGGUGGUGGAUUUGGGGGAAUUGGUGGACCUGGAGGAGGCUUUCCAGAUGCAGGUUUUGGUGGUCCAAAUUUUCCUGUGUGCCCUCCUGGUGGAAUUCAACAAGUAUCUAUUAACAAUAGCCUGUUGAUACCUCUUAACUUGGAAAUUGAUCCAAUGAUUCAAAAAGUGAGAACAGAAGAAAGAGAGCAGAUAAAGACCCUCAACAAUAAAUUUGCCUCAUUUAUAGACAAGGUCAGAUUUUUGGAGCAACAAAAUCAAGUUCUGAAAACAAAGUGGGCCUUCUUACAAGAGCAAGGACUAAAAGGUGGAACAAAAAGGAACAAUCUUGAGCCUUAUUUUGAAGGUUACAUGAGCAACCUGAGGCGACAACUAGACAUAUUAAAUAAUGACAGAACUCGUCUAGAUGGAGAACUGAGAAACAUGCAAGACCUUGUGGAAGAUUACAAAAACAAAUAUGAGGAUGAGAUAAACAAGCGCACAGCAGCUGAAAACGAAUUUGUGAUCUUCAAGAAGGAUGUGGAUGCUGCAUACAUGAACAAGGUGGAACUGGAGAGCAAAACAGAUCUUUUGACUGAUGAGAUCAACUUCUUAAAAACACUUUAUGAUAUGGAAAUGCGUGAUCUUCAAGGCCAGAUCGCUGACACUUCAGUCAUUCUUUCCAUGGACAACAAUAGAACUCUACAUUUUGAUGGUCUCAUUGCUGAGGUUAAAGCUCAGUAUGAAGAGAUUGCACAGAAAAGCAGAGCAGAGGCCGAAGCUGCAUAUGCCAUGAAGUUCCAACAGCUACAAGAAACAGCAGGUCAACAUGGUACCAGUCUUAAAACAACCAAGACUGAGAUUUCUGAGCUGAACCGCAUGAUUCAAAGAUUAAAGGCUGAAAUUGAAAAUGUGAAGAAACAGUGCGAUAACCUGCAAUCAGCGAUCAGAGAAGCUGAAGAACGUGGUGAACUUGCUUUAAAAGAUGCCCAGAAGAAACAUGAUGAGCUUCAUGCAGCUCUUAAAAAGGCAAAGGAAGAUAUGGCUAAGCAGUUGCAUGAUUACCAGGAACUGAUGAAUGUGAAACUGGCCCUGGAUAUUGAGAUUGCUACUUACAAAACAAUGCUGGAAGGAGAAGAGUGCAGGAUGUCUGGAGAGAUCACAAAUCCAGUGAAUAUCUCUGUGGUCAGUGGUUCCACCUCAUACAAUGUUAGAGGAGGAGGAGGAGCAGGAGGUGGAUUUGGAGCUGGAGGAGGAUAUGGCCUUGGAGGUGGCGGAAUUGGAGGCGGUGCUGGUGGAUUUGGAGGAGGCGGAUAUGGAGUUGGAGGAGGAGGAGGAGGAUUUGGUGGAGGAGGUGCUGGAUAUGGAGGAGGUGGAAUAGAUUAUGGAGCAGGAGGUGAUGGAUAUGGAGGAGGUGGAAUAGAUUAUGGAGCUGCAUUUGGUGGAUAUGGAAGAGGAUAUUCUAUGAGUGGUGGAGGUGGAGGAGGAGGAGGAGGAGAUUACAGUGUUGGAGGGGGUGGCUUUAGCUCUUCUAGCAGGCCAGGCAUGACAAUUAUCUCCAAAACAUCCUCUUCCUCAUCCACCAGAAAACUAAAUUAAAUCUUUACACUGACAAGUUUCUUUUCUAUCUGCCAAAUGUUUUUCUCUCUUACAUUUCUCACAUCAUUAAAGCAAGAAUGUCAUGCAUUCAAUGGCAUUGCAAACCAUUAUGACAUUUCCUCCUAUCUUAUUAUGAGCUGGAGCCCUCCUCCUAAUUUCAUGUCUUCAGAAAUGAAUGCUACCACUUCAAACUUAGCCCGGUCACUGUAAACAUAUAACCCCACCACUCCUCGAGGAAUAGGCUGGUCCACAUAUAUAACCAGGUGGCAUAUAUUUGUCAUGGACUUAUUAAAUGUCAAGAAAUCAAUUUGCCAAAUAAAAAUAUUACCAUCACAAUCUAAGAAGAUAUGUCUUGUUACUACUCCUGCUAUUUGAAAUAGGAAUUCUCUUUCAAAUUGCAUUGUGAAAUCUCUGAUAAACCUCAAUGUUAUGGUUCCUGAACAUUAAAACAUAACUGAUGAAAUAUUUUAGAGAUUUUAUUCAUUUGUAAGCAGAAGAACUAUUUCAAAAGUUCAAAAGGGCAAAACAUUGAACAUUGAUUUGUCACAAUAUAUACUGUUUACAUCAUCUGUGCUGUGAUUUUUUCACCCUAUAAGUCCAACAAACAGCAAGGAACUACUAUAUCCUUGAAAGUCUUACUGACACCUAUUCACCCUUUCCUCUGAAGGCUAGCUCCACCAAAACUAUACUCAAUGCCAAUAAAACUUUUCUCCCUUCUUUGUCACACUUAUGGGGUCCAAGAAAGGGCAAUGUUUAGGAACACCACAAUAAAGAGUUGGUGUCAUAUACCGUAGUAUCCUACCUUGCAGAUUUUAUGAAAAUCCACAGACACCACCAUUCCUUCAGUGUCAGGAGUUUGCCUAACAACCCUUUAUAAUUCAGCUUCUUAAAGCUCUUUGCAAGUGACAGGAGGUUAGAGAAUGGUUUUGGACUUGACUGAAUAUAGAUAGAAUUGUAAGGUUUUCAGUGGAGUGGGGAGAUAAACAUGCUGAGCUAAAUCAAGAGGAACUUCUCUAAG
Molecule: messenger RNA, 3125 nt
Organism: Bufo bufo (common toad)
Lineage: Eukaryota; Metazoa; Chordata; Amphibia; Anura; Bufonidae
Product: keratin, type II cytoskeletal 5-like
Exons: 9
Coding region: 107-2107 (666 amino acids)
Biological process (GO): intermediate filament organization; keratinization
Cellular component (GO): keratin filament
Molecular function (GO): structural constituent of skin epidermis
Source: RefSeq, a predicted model, not a curated record